Messenger RNA from Pararge aegeria (speckled wood butterfly), 1925 nucleotides. RefSeq names its product X-box-binding protein 1 (gene Xbp1). Gene Ontology annotation, molecular function: RNA polymerase II transcription regulatory region sequence-specific DNA binding; DNA-binding transcription factor activity, RNA polymerase II-specific. Lineage: Eukaryota; Metazoa; Arthropoda; Insecta; Lepidoptera; Nymphalidae. Gene Ontology annotation, cellular component: nucleus. Bases 256 to 933 code for a protein of 225 amino acids. The transcript is spliced from 4 exons. The record is from RefSeq and is a predicted model, not a curated record.
GUUUAUUAUACAGUUCCAAAAAAUCGAAUCUUAUUGCAUACGCCCACUUGAUAGCGGGAACCAACCACGGAACGGCACGUACGAUUUUCGAGAAACGAAAUCCGCAUUAUCCCACAAGUGCUUGAGUAUGUACGACGCAAGAAUUUAUAGAUUACGGACGUUAUACCACAAAAGCUUUUUCUAGCAAACGUAUUAUGCGAGCAUCAAGUUGAAAUGAAAGUUUAAUGUGAGAAGUUGGAGUGUUAGUGUUUUAUUAUGGUUAUGUUAUCGAUGGAAAAGAUGAGCACGCCGAUUAUAAUCACAGUGCCUAAUAACUACCUGACGGCGGACGAUGGCGACUCUAAGGUCGUUGUCGACGUGGCUUCAAGUUCGCCGUCCAGGAAACGCCGACUGGAUCAUCUGACAUGGGAGGAGAAGAUGCAAAGGAAGAAGCUCAAAAACCGUGUGGCGGCGCAAACCUCACGGGACAGGAAAAAGGCUAAAAUGGAUGAAAUGGAAAGUCGAAUCCAGCAUUUCAUGGAUACUAACGAGCGGUUGAUAGCUGAAGUGGAAAACUUGAAGGCGAUGAACGAGAGGUUGCUCAGCGAGAACGCAUCGUUACGCAGCGAGGCCGCGGCGCGGAACGUCGCGGGUGCCCCGAGACCAGCAGAGUCUCAUCCUCAGCAGAAGGAGGGGCCCCCGACGGCGAUCCGCGCGGCGCGCCUGCUGCUGACGAUGUGUCUCCUCUCGCAGACCUCCUCGCGCACCUCGACUCCGACGACUACCUCGACUCCCUGCAUCAGCUCGCUGACUCCCUCCUCAAGGAAAUUGAUGCAUCUGCUGCAGGAGAGGUUGCAGAUGUCAAAGUCCGGGUCUCUGGAGAGUGCACUGAAAGAGCUGAAAUGGUGGGGUCCGCAGCAAAGCAACUGGAAUCCAGUCAAAAUGGAGUCGUAGACAUCAAACAUGACAUCAACAGGAUACUGGCACAGCACUCUUACGCACAUCCCUACCCUACAGACACAGUACAAAUAAAAGAAGAAAACGGAGACAAGGGUGACAUAUUCUAUGCGAGCUACGAGGCAAAUGAUUGUGUCACUAUUGAAGUACCAUGUGAAGACCAAGUUGUUGAAGAAACACAUGCAACAAAAGUGGAAACACCAACUAUAACUUCAAUAAAAGUUGACACUCAACCUCUACCUUCAAUAAAAGCUGACACAUCACCCAUGAAAGUCGAUACACAAUUUGAUAUGGAGUUUAAUGAAUUAACAAACAAUGGGUCAGAAAUUACUCUUGAGUGUGACAUGAAGUUACUUUCACCCAUGACACUAUCACCCAAGUCUAUGGAGGAAAAUCUCUUUGGACUUUCACCGUCCCAUACAAACUUCAGCUCGGACUUAGGAUACGAAUCGUUGGCAUCCCCGCUCAGUGAGUCAGGCUCUAUGGACUUGUCAGAUUUUUGGUGCGAAUCAUUCUCGGAAUUGUUUCCAGGCCUAGCGUAGGAAGUUCUAUGUACUUUUUUCUCACCAAAGACUGACUAGUUUGUAAGUUCAUCUGACGCGCGUCACGUUAGUUGACAUCGGCACACCUCUGAUGAUACUGCUAUUACAACUUUCGUCACGAGAACAGGUGUUUUGAUUCCCUAUGUCAUGAAAAUCUUAACUUCUUACCAUAGGCAUUUUAUGACGUAAAUUUUGUCACUUCUAGUUUCACGUCACAAUUUGUAGAAUUAGUGUUACGGUUUUAAUGACAUAACGGCAAGGGCUCUGUUUUUAAAAUAUCCUAAAUAUGUUAAGUUUUAAUUAAAUUGACUAAAUUAAAUGACAAAUUAGUUAAUAUAUUUAAAGUUUAUUAGGUAUAUUAUUUAAGUUUAAUUUAUCAUAGUUGUGCGAUGUAGUUUAGUGUAGGGACGUAUUUAAGUGCUGUAAAUAAAAGUUUUUUUUUGUCAA